Molecule: messenger RNA, 638 nt
Organism: Oryza sativa Japonica Group (Japanese rice)
Lineage: Eukaryota; Viridiplantae; Streptophyta; Magnoliopsida; Poales; Poaceae
Source: RefSeq, a predicted model, not a curated record
AUGGGGCGUAGUAUAUAUAUACCUGCCGUUAUUUCCCCACCCAGUAGCAAACUACCUAUCCUGAAUCCUGAGCCUAUUUUUUCGGAUCGGGACCCUCUCCUCCACUCCUCUGCCGGCAGCAGGGCGGCGGCGGCGGGUGGCGUUGGUUUCUGCCCUCCGGCGGAUCUGGCCAGAGACGUCAGCAGCUGCAGUGUGCACCCUUGCAGGAGGCACAACUCGAUGGCAAGGUGGUUGAAACUAGAAAAGGACGACAAGAGAAGAUUAUGCCAGUGGUGGUGGCGCCACUGGAAUGCCAUCCUGGUCGUCAUCCUCGACAUGGGCAUCGUCAAAGCUCGUCGCCGGUGGCCAACCUUCACCCCUUGCCAGAAUUGGAUAAACAAUGAUGGGAAUAGUAGUGCUGGACCAUGAGCUGGUGGAUUGAUUUUCUUGUGGUUGAUAACUGAGUCUGGUGCCGGCCAUAUCCAUCAUUGUUGGUGUUGUUGUAAUUUUUUUAUUUGUAUUUGUGCAUUCUACCAAUGUUUCGUAUUGCGUAUGUGAUCAGAUAGUUGUUCUAAUAUAAAAUCUUGUCCAAACAUUUCCCGGAUGUUAAUAAAUCUUUUACUCCUGUAGUCUAGGAGUAAUUUGUUUACUGAAAAAAA